Messenger RNA from Diplodia corticola, 1083 nucleotides. RefSeq names its product 2-nitropropane dioxygenase. Lineage: Eukaryota; Fungi; Ascomycota; Dothideomycetes; Botryosphaeriales; Botryosphaeriaceae. The coding region runs from base 1 to 1083 and encodes 360 amino acids. The transcript has 2 exons. Gene Ontology annotation, molecular function: nitronate monooxygenase activity. The record is from RefSeq and is a predicted model, not a curated record.
AUGAACUUGUCAGCGGCCUUCAGAACUGGGUACCCAUGGGCGCAGGCGCCGCUCAUUGUGAGCGCGCCCAUGCGCCUUAUUGCACUCGCGCCGCUAGCCGUCCAAGUGUCGCGCGCAGGUGGCCUCGGCUUCAUUGCCGCCGGGAGCGAUACAAGCAUCCUCGAGCCCAAUCUCCGCGAAGCCCACCAGCAGCUCACAGCCGACCCCAUUCCCGGCUCAGACCCGCGCACGGUGCUUCCUAUCGGCGUGGGCUUCAUCAACUGGGGCGCAGACCUCGGGCAAGCAACCGCUCUGCUGGGGAAAUACACGCCUGCCGCGGCUUGGUUCUUCGCACCGCGCGAGACGGACCAUCUCCGGCUCUGGGCGAGCACCAUCCGCGAAGCCACCCGGAGCCGCACGAGCAUCUGGGUCCAGGUCGGCACCGUUGCCGAGGCCCUGGCCGUGACGCUGGCGUGCAAGCCGGACGUCCUGGUCGUCCAGGGCACCGAUGCGGGCGGCCAUGGCCGCGAGCGCGGCGCCGGCAUCAUUGCUCUCAUGCCCGAGGUCGCCGACGCCGUCGCCGACCUGGACCUGGCCCCAGAGGAGACGCCGGCCCUGGUUGCCGCGGGCGGCAUCGCCGAUGGCCGUGGCGUCGCAGCAGCGCUGGUCUUGGGGGCAGAGGCCGUCGUCUUGGGCACGCGUUUCCUCGCGAGUCCGGAGGCGGCCAUUGCGCCGGGCUACAGGGCCGAAGUCAUCCGGGCAAGCGACGGCGGCGUCGGCACGGCGCGGACCAAGGUCUACGACCAGCUGCGCGGCACUACGGACUGGCCAGAGGGAUUCAACGGGCGGGGAAUCCUGAACCGGAGCUGGGAAGACGCGGAGAAGGGCAUGCCGGUCGAGGAGAACAAGAAGCUCUAUGAAGAGGCCGUCAAGCUCGGCGACGGCGGCUGGGGACCACAGGGGAGGAUGACGGCGUAUGCAGGCACGGCUGUGGGGCUGGUGAAAAGGGCGAUGGCGGCAAAGGAGAUUGUGGAGGAGGUAAGAGAAGGCGCAAGAAGCGUCCUGCGUGGGCAGGACGAGUCUUGUUGGACAGGCCGCACGUAG